Arabidopsis arenosa is the source of this 2419-nucleotide messenger RNA. The record is from the annotation of a GenBank genome assembly. Lineage: Eukaryota; Viridiplantae; Streptophyta; Magnoliopsida; Brassicales; Brassicaceae.
AAGUCUUCCUGCUCUCAGAAUCUCUUGGUUUCAUUCGAACAUAUCCAGUCGCAUAUCUUUCUGAAGAAAAUAAGAUAUGGAGAGAGCCUCUUCUUCCUCUGACUCAUCAUCAUCCAUGGCUUCUUCUUCUGAUCAGUCUCUUUCCAUCAACUCCGAUCAAACCUCACCUUUUGUGACGUCAUCCAUGCUUUCACGCACGUCAUCUUCUUCUUCCUCCGCCGUGGGUGACUACAUCGGGACAGAGAGCUGCUUUGACGUCCUCUCCGCUGACGAAGAAAACGAUGUCGUCUCCGUUGCGGCCGAGUCUGUAAAAAGCCGGUUUCGUUACGGUGGAAGGAGGAGAGAAGAGAGAGAAGCUAGAGCUGCGGCGGCGCGUGAGUUUCCUCCGCCGAUACCGUUGCUUGCUCAGACUGGGAAUCUUCUCCCGCACAUGCCGUGGGUUCUCAAGCGUGUGGUGACGAGCGACGGGAGGCUUAUACUCAGAGAAGAGAAGGUUCGUCAUCAUGAGUAUUUCCGUGCGAAUAGAUCCAAUGGUCGUCUCACUCUUCACCUUGUUCCUUUAGACGAUGACGUUUUUGACCUUCCUCAAGAACCCUCUCAUUACCAAAGUGAUGAUGAUAAUGAUGAUGAAGAGGAUGAUGAUGAGGAUGAGUGUGAUGAUGAUCAGCAUCAAGAGGUGGAAGAUGAUUUGGAUGAUCUGGCGGAUAAGAUUAAUAAGGAUGUUACUAUUAAUGCCUCUCAUGAUGAUGAUAAGGGCAAUGUGCAUGGUGAUAGUGAAGAUGGAUAUAGGAAGGUUAUAUUAGUGGCGAUGGGGGAGGAGACGGUGGGGGAGAGUGGAGUGAUAGUCGGAGGAGGAGGAUCGCCGAGAGGAAAGUGUUUGAAGUCAUGUUUUGUUGGUAUGCGAGUUCAUGAGAUAAGACCAAUGGAGGAGAUUGUUUUGGAACCAAAAGAUGCAGCUGAUUGGUCAUAUAGAGGCGAAGGAGCUGUUAAUUUGGUUCUCGCUUACACUGGAUCUUCUCCCACUUUCUUGGGAAAGAUGAUGAGGAUACAGAAAAUGCCAAAGGAUGGGAAUGAAAAUGGAGACAAAAGUGAAAAUGGUCUUACUACACAUGAAAAGCUUAUUUGGGCAGACAUUAAGGAUCUUGUAUCUUGCAAGAACAAGGAGAUUGAAGAGUAUUUGUUUGUCAAACAUGUCAUGAGACCUUUGUUGGGUCGUAAACAUGUCAAUCCUGGAAUACGUCUUCUUGUACCAAAGGAAUUUCUUGAAUCUGUUGAGAAAAUUAUAACAUCUCAGCGUCCUUCUUGGAGAGCUGAUGCAGCUAGUGUGGAUACUAACCGCAGUUCCGUGCUUCUCAUGGAUGAUUUGACGCUUUUCGCCCACGGUCAUGUUGAGGAUAAACCAUGCUUAAGUGUUGAAAUAAAGCCCAAAUGUGGAUUUCUUCCAUCUUCAAGUUUCAUAGCAGAAGAAAAUGUUAUUAAGAAGAGUAUUACUCGUUUCGAAAUGCACCAAGUUCUCAAGCUUAGGGAAAACGAGAUCUCAGAAAUCAGUGAAUAUGAUCCUUUAGACCUUUUCUCUGGAUCCAAAGAAAGAAUACUCAAAGCAAUAAAAGCGCUAUACGCGACUCCUCAGAACAAUUUCCGUGUAUUCCUGAAUGGUUCUCUGGUAUUUGGAGGCUUAGGUGGUGGCAUAUGCAAAACAACCUCAAAGGUUGAACUAGCUUUUGAGCAUAUACUCAAAGAUAUCAUCAAGACCGAUGAUGGUUUAUGUGCAGAUCGUUUCAUAGAGCUUGUAGCAGAAACUGUUUACACAUCCGGAGUUCUAGAUCAGCUUCUAGACGUCCAAAAGCUCGAUAACUAUAACAUCGAGGGAGCGAUUCACGUAUACUAUGAUUUCAUUGAUCAGCCAUGUAAAGUGUGCAGAGAGUUGAAUCAAUAUAGCUCCAUGCAUUCGAUUCCACUGGAUGAAAAAGUGAAUAUUUUGAAGGAUUUUCUAAUAUCUGCCACUGCAAAGGAUUGUAGUGUAAUGAUAAGUUUUAGAUCAACAGAAGUUGGGCUCUCAAGAUCCUCUUCUCACAGUAAUCUUCAUCUUGAAUCAACAAAGCAAGAAUUCGAGUACAAGGUACAUUUCAUUGAUCUUGAUAUGAGACCUUUGAAGAAAAUGGAAGUCUAUUACGAAUUAGACAAGAAGAUCAUGAACACAUACCUGGAGAUGCUGAAGAAGAAAGGAGAUCAACCUCGAUGUUUCUAGAACUACAAGCAUGAGAAGCAGAUUCAAUAUCUCAUUUCAAAAAGUUCUUGAAUUGGUAGUUAGUAUUUUAUAUUUCACUUUCACGUAACAGUUUGUUUUCACUUGUAUCAAUUCAUAAGACUCCCUUUACUUGUUGCUAUGGUAUCAACAGAAUAAAACUACAUGACAUGC